This is a messenger RNA of Triticum turgidum subsp. durum (durum wheat), 2100 nucleotides long. The record is from the annotation of a GenBank genome assembly. NCBI's taxonomy places the organism in Eukaryota, Viridiplantae, Streptophyta, Magnoliopsida, Poales, Poaceae.
AUGGCUCGAGGGCCUUUGGACUUAUGGAAUGAGUGGGGAACCCGGAUCCUGGUUCUCUUGAGCCUCGGCUUCCAGGUCAUCCUCCAUCUCUUCGCCAAGGUGCGUCGUCGCAAAGCCAGCUCAGCUAUGCAGAGGUUCUUCCUCUGGCUGGCGUACCAGCUGUCCGACAUGACGGCGACGUACGCUGCCGGGCAGCUCUUCUUCAGCAGCACGCCGCAAGAGCACCACCUAGUCGCCUUCUGGGCUCCGUUCCUCCUGCUGCACCUUGGCGGCCCGGACAACAUUACCGCCUAUGCCCUCGAGGAUAGCAAGCUCUGGAAACGCCACUUUCUGAGCCUUUUGGUGCAGGUCCUGGGAGCUGGACAUGUCUUCUACAAGCAUAUCAUCGGCAGUGGGAUCUUGCUCAUGCUGGCUGCCAUCUUGAUAUUCGGUCUCGGCGUUGCCAAGUAUGGGGAGAGGACAUGUGCGCUCUGGUUCGCCAACUUCAGCAGGCUCCGGAGCUCUCUCAAGGUGUUACCACGUGACAAGCAUCACCAAAAAUUUUACACCGAGCAUCAACACGGCUACGACAACUCCAACGCUGAACUCCUGCAGCUUGCUCACUCCCUGUUUCAUAUCUGCAAGCGUGGGAUAGUUGAUUCCGUGAUGAUGGUGGAUCCAGAUAGCCUGAGUGAGCUGGAUUCUUUGGACAACACAACAAUCCAGGGCCUCAUGAAAGACCGUGAGCGCAUGUGGACGGUGAUGGAGAUGGAGCUCUCCCUUAUGUACGACAUCCUCUACACGAAGGCAAGUGUGAUCCACUCUUGGUUUGGCUACUGCAUCCGUGCCGUGUCGCCUCUUGCCAUUACCGCCUCUCUUGUGCUGUUCCAGUUGAGCGGCAAAGAUGGUGACAGCCAAGCCGAUGUUGUCGUCACAUACACCUUGUUGGUUGUUGCCUUGGUCCUGGAGACAAAAUCCCUUGUAGGUGCACUUGGAUCAAGCUGGGUGUUUGCCUUCUUGUGUGCUACACGAUGUAAUUGGCUUCGGCAUGCAGCUCUGUGCAGUGGAAGGUGGCACUGGCUUCGUCAGAGACUUGGAUCUCUCCGCCGGUCUUGGCCUGGAAAGGCGAUAAUUACACGGAACUCAAGGAGAUGGUCAGGCACCAUGGGACAGCACAACAUGUUGCAGUUUCGCACCGGAGAGAUGGAUUCGACCGGUCACCAGCUCGGCAGUCUUUUCAAGAUGGUGGGGCUCAGCGAGUCGUUUGAGAGAAGGUACUACUCAUGGACUGUUGAGGUCCCAGAGAAGGUCAAGGAGCGUGCACAGAAGGUGGACGACAUAGUCUCAACGGGUGAUAUAAACACAAUGGGCAUGCUCAGGUAUAAUUGGGGUAAAAUGGCGCUGAGUGAGAAGAAGUACCCUGGGCUGUACAUGGAGUUGGAGGACUGGCAUGGAGUUGACUUCCACGAGAGCAUCAUCAGCUGGCACAUCGCCACCGACUUGAUCCUCGCCGCAGGGCAGCCAAGCGGCCAUGAUGCAGCUGACGGCCGUGUGGAGGCUGUCAGGGCACUGUCCAACUACAUGAUGUUCCUCCUGGUGGAUCGCCCCGACAUGCUACCAGGCCUUCCUCAGAACUGGCUGUACAAGAAAACCUGCACCAAUCUGGACGACUUGUGUAAAGAACGCCUAGUUGGUUCUCGAGGCAACAUCUUCACCGCGCUCAAGAGAUUGUUCGGACCACGCCAUCACCGCCGCUGCUUAAAUCCUUCUAAGCUCGAGAAGGAGCUUGCCGGGAUCAUACUGGAGCUGCCACACGAGGAGAAUUUCAACUACUACGAAACUCCUCGGCUCAUGUACGCACGCAAGAUUGCUCGGAUACUGCGCCGUAGGGACGAAGAUGCAGUGGUUGUGCUGCUAGACGUGUGGACCGACUUCAUGGCCUAUGCAGCCAACCGGUGCAGCAGGGAGGCGCACGCCAGGAACCUGAACAGCGGCGGUGAGUUGACGACUGUGCUCUGGCUUAUGAUAGAGCACCUCCGCUUGAUAAAAGGAGAUGCAACAAAGGUUAUGACCAGUGUACCUGAACGUCCCUGGAGCUUUCCGGCUGAAAUCUUAACCUGA